Molecule: messenger RNA, 6710 nt
Organism: Drosophila ficusphila
Lineage: Eukaryota; Metazoa; Arthropoda; Insecta; Diptera; Drosophilidae
Gene: pps
Product: death-inducer obliterator 1
Biological process (GO): DNA-templated transcription
Cellular component (GO): nucleus
Molecular function (GO): protein binding
Source: RefSeq, a predicted model, not a curated record
UCACACUCUUGCAGCUUUUAUUGCAAAUUUUUAUUUCCAUAAUUCAAGAGAAUUUGCAUUUCAGAGCGGAAAAGCAGCGGUUUUGCGUUCAAAUACCAGCCACUGGACAGCCAACUUGAGGAAUCAGCCUUUGGAGUAUCAUCAGUAUUACGUGUUCGGAAUAUAAAUCCCAGUGACCCGUUUCCUUUCGAUGUCCAAUGUCGGCGUCACAACGCGGCGAAUGCAACAACAAAUGAGUCGUAUUGUUCUAAUCGAAUAAAGUGCCGACUAGUCCAAUGAGACGUUAGCGACUAUCAGGAGUAGUCGGCGCCAUGUCCAGUUCGGUGUUUACGGAGUCGCCCAGUGCCCGGCCGGCGGCAGCAGAUGCAGAUUCCAAUCUGGUGGUGGUCUACAGCAAGAAUGGAGUUUCCUUCGACGAGCGCGCCAUCGGGAACAUCAUGGAGGAAAAAUCUAUUUCCACCAUCAGCGUGGUCCGUCUCACUUCGCCUACGCCAAGUAUGGUAGACCAGGAGGAGGCCGAACGGCUAGAGGAGCUGGCCAGCUUCAUGGACACGGCCACGGACUCGGAGCUGGACAGUGACAACGGUAGCCAAAGUGACGACGAGGAUGCCAGCGAUGCGGACGCCCAGGAGGAAGAGAAUCAAAACACUGGCGAGGAGAACAAUGAUGACUCCACGGAGUCGGAAACCGAUGCCCCACGCACACGCAGGCGCGUUGGCCGGAAACCGAAGAUCAUCAAGAAAAAGAAACGUCGCCGGCCAAAGGAACGACCUCAAAUCGUGGGUCUUCGAGUAGAGCAAUUUUAUGCGGACAGCACCGCCGAUAUGGUUGUAAAGAACGCACUAAAGCUCGCCGGAGUUUCCCUCUACAAGAGGACUCCUGAAACAGACGCUUUGAUGGAGGUUAUCCGUAACGACCACAACUACACACCGUUCACCUCUCCCGAGCAGCUGAAGAACCACAAACGGGCCGAGAAAGUGGCAAUGGAUAUGCAGGCCCAGAGUCGCAAGAUCAUAAUGCAGGCACCUAGCAAUGUCAAGCUAAUUAAUGCCAAAAAGCGGAUGCCACCCAUUCACUUCAGUCCGCUGCAGGUAAAGGUCCAGAGACUGCCCGUCAAGCCCCACCAAGUUCAGCAGCCUGCUCAACCGCAACCGCAGUCAAAGGUGCAUCUGAUCCGCAAGACCAUCCAGCAGCCACUGCCAAGACAAAAGCCAGAGAUUAUUACGAGUAGCAUGGUGAACGUCAGGCCGAGACAAACACGGGCUCCCGUUAAGGUGAUUGCUCCCGUGCAGGAGUACAUUGAAGACGACGACGAUGCCCAGAGCUCGAAUGCCGCUGAAGAAGAGACUGCUGAUAAGUCCUACGACACGGAGGAAAUGAGCGAGGACAGCGAUGACUUCCAGGACUCCGACAACGAUAGGGACAGCGACAUGGACUUCGAUAUGAGGCGCAGCGGCGGCCGAAAUCCGAACAAAAGGAAGCGAGUGCGAAAGGUGGUCAGGGCUGUUCAAACGCCCAAAACGGCAAAGCCUCUGCCCCCGCAUCAAUCAACUCCUCAACACUUCCCCGAGCUGAAGAAACGCAAGGAAAUUGUAGAACAGAAGGCUCCGCAGAUCGGUCAAAUCAUCCAGCUGCCUCCGAAGGCGCCGAGCACAGUGAUUGCCUUGGGCAGAGGUCUUCCAAGCACUUCGUUCCUUAAGAUUCGACCAACUCAUCAGACGCUGCCGGUCAAAAAACCUCCACUGCCAACGGCACCGCCAAAUACCAAGGUGCGGCGUAUGCCGGUUCUACAAUAUGGUCGGAUUAUAAACUCCACCACUCCUGGAGUUUUUACAGCGCCGCAACAAGAUGUCAAGGAGAUUAUCAUUAACAAGAACAUGGCCAGCCCUAAGGGCGUGUUCACCAAUCUCAACAGCCUGUUGGGGGAGAACAACAAUGCAACUAUUAAAUCCUCGCCAGAUCCUUCGCGCCAUCGGGCCAUCAUGUCACCGAGCACGCCGAGAUCGAGUUACAGUCAGCAGCCGGCGCCAAUCGUGGUCCCUGUCCCUGCCCAAGCUUCGACCCCAUCCAAGGGCUUCAUGCCCAUCGGCGUGGACACGGCUCAGUCGCAUAAGUUACCCGCCCAAAUAGUGAUCGAGACCCACCAGAGCUCCUCCGAGUUGGCAGCCGAAAACGACAAGCAGCUCGAUCUGAUUAACUCGAUUGUGCAGGACGAAUUGCUUAAGUCAACGUUAGUGGAGGAGCCGCCAGUGAACGCAGACGAAAACAUACCAAAACUUGUGAAGAUGUUGGAAAGUACCGCAGCGGAUCUAAAUCCUGCACCAGUUUCUUUGCCCAAUCAGAACUUUGCCACUUCAGGCUUGGAGGGAGAUGCAGAUUUGGUGGAUCCCAUUGACAUAAUGGAUACGCCCGACGAGGAUGAGAUAACGGCAGAUUUCCUUCAGCACGUAGUGGGUCUUAUCGAGGAGGACAAACAGUUUGAAGCCGAGGUGGUGAAGCAAGUGUUAGCAAGCACCGAACCAGGAGCCCUAGACGCCAUUGUGUCGUUACCCACUUCAAUUCAGCCUGUAGUCCUACCGCAAACAUCCACAGUUCUGCCACAAGCGAAUCUGCCGACUCCUGCAGUCAUUGCAGAACCCGCGCAAUCGAUGACCUCAUUGCCUAUGGCCUGCAGCACACCCUCGAGGAGCGUGGCAAACACUCUGCCCUCCUCGGCGAAGGUAGUGCGUGGCAACGGUCGAGUCAUUUACCUGCCUCCCAUGGAAGCGCCCACCACGCGGGCCAAGCGUCGAGCGCAGUUUCCCUCGUCCUCGGGAAUGUCCACCAGCAGCACGGCGGAAUCGGGCAACCUCUCCUUUGGCGAAACGUCGCUGGAUACGAGCACCAAUCAACUGGCCAAUAGCAGCAGCCUGAGCAAUGACAGUCAAUCGGGAAUUGGGCCAAAACGUCCAAAUCCCAGAGAACCAUCGAUGGCCAGGCGUUCCACAGUGCCCAGAAGAUCUAAGAAGCUUAACACAAGUCAAAACAAUGAUCCCGAGGCUUCCGAAUCUCAAGAGGACGAUGAUGACCCCAAUAAGCUUUGGUGUAUUUGUCGUCAGCCACACAACAAUCGUUUUAUGAUCUGUUGCGAUCUCUGUGAAGAUUGGUUCCACGGAACAUGUGUGGGAGUAACCAAGGCCAUGGGCACAGACAUGGAAAACAAGGGCAUCGACUGGAAGUGCCCCAAGUGUGUAAAAAUGCAGGAAGAGAAGAGCCAACCACGAAUAACAGACAUGUUAGUCACCAGAACACCCGCUCAAAUUGAGGAAAAACCUAUUGAAACCAAAGUACUAACGGCACCAGCGGAGAUUGUUCAUGUUGCGACUCCUUUGGCACCCAGGCGAACUCUACCCGUGGGUGUUACUGUGGCAAGUUCUCCUAUACGUGUUCCCAUGGUGAAACCAGCCAAGAAGUUUCCUCCCAGCACAAUCCCUCACCAGCAGCAGCAGCUAAACUUUAUCAAAUUGGGUCCAACACCUGGUAACCGGGUUUCGGAGACAGUUUGUGUGGUCUGCAAGCGGCCAGCGGGUCCGAAUUCAGUUUACUGUGGCGAAGAAUGCAUACGAAAGUAUGCACAAAACGCUUUUCACGCCCACACCGCUACGAAGAGCCCAGAAAGUCCGUUGCCACACAAUGCCAGCGCCCAAUCGCCACUGAACAACUCUUUGGAGGCCAAGAAAAAAAAGAAGGAUCUCUUUGAGGACGUGUUGAGGCAAGCGGACUCUGUCUCGAAAGUGGAACGGAUAAAUGUGUUUGAGCGUAGAACUGGAAGAGUAAUCACCGGCCAUUUGGCACCCACCGCCCAUCAGUUCCGAAAAUGGCUACAAGAGAAUCCUACCUUCGAGGUCUUGCCCUCAGGAGCCUUCCAAUCAACCGACCCAGAGAAGCGUCUGCUUAAACGGCCAUUGGAAUCACCCUCAUCCACCGAAGUGGCCGUACCUGCAGUAGCAAAGAAGACGCUUGAAACCGCGACUAGAUUAUCUCAACCCAUCACGGUUCAGGUAAACCCAGUGGCCGUCUCCUCCAUGCGACCCUUGCCCAAAAAGGAGAAAGAGAAGCCUCCCUCACAGUUAACCACACCUAGUCGUAGUCCUGGCAAGCCAGAGCCAGUUCGAAUUGGCAUUCGGCGGUCACUCAGGGAGCAAUUGCUGGCGCGGAUCAAGGAGGCCCAGGCUGCAGAGCUAACCUCUGGCCAGACCACAACGCAAUGGCUGACAGCACUUCAGGUGGACCAGUUCGUAAAGGGCGUGGAGUCGGAAAUGUUUAACUCGUUCGGAAGAGACGUGGGAGCCAAGUAUAAGGCCAAGUAUCGGUCGCUAAUGUUCAACAUUAAAGAUCGCAAGAACAAGACUCUCUUCGAGAAAAUUUGUGCCAAUCAAGUGGAACCAAAGCAACUGGUGAGAAUGACACCCGAGGAGUUAGCUAGCCAAGAGUUGGCCAAGUGGCGAGAGGAGGAGAAUCGACACCAGCUGGACAUGAUCAAGAAAUCAGAGCUAGACAUGCUGUCGUGCGCCCAAAACUAUUUAGUGAAAACUCACAAGGGCGAGGAGGUUAUCGCCAGCAAGGUGGAUGUUACGCUGCCCGAUGAAGACGUUAACGAACCAACAACGGUUGACAAAAAACAGUCGUCGCUGGUCAGUGAAUCGGAUACCUCCUUACUAGACCGCUCCUCAUCUAAAGAUAAGUCGGGAACAUCGAAGGAGAAGCGCCACAAGAGCCACAAACAUCAUCAUCGCAAACGCAGUCGAAGUCGAUCGAACAGUCGGGGUCGAAACGUCGAGAAGCGUCAUCGCAGGCACCACAACGAAGGGGAUUCUGUUACUAGUUCUGGCGGAGGAGAACGAGAGCAUCGCUCCCGCGAGAAACAAAGUAGAGAUAGAGACGAAGUUGUCCGCUCGCCUUCACUUAAAAAGCGAGAAGAAAGCAAUCAGUCGCCGGUGGCUAAGAAGAUUCCGGAAAAGAAAACAGAGGCGAGUGCCAAUAAUCUGAUUGAUCAAAUUCUGGAAUCGGAGAAAACAGUUGAGCAGGCUGCGAAUCUGGGACAACCUAAACCGUCACCCAAGCCGCUUCCAACGCUGCCAAGUUCCACGAAAGCACCCGAGCCAUCAGAUAGCUACUCCCGCUAUGUGCAGGGCUUGAACACGAGUGCACUGUGGUCCGGGCCACUAAAGAUGAUUGACGUGACCGACUUCGAGAUGGCCAUGUACCCGGUUUUGGGUAACUGUCUUCAGCUGGGCAAGCUAAUGCCCAGCCGGCUGGACGUGAUUGGUCGCAUUACCCGCGUUAAUGUCUGGGAUUACAUCACAAAGCUGAAGAAGAGCCCCACAAAGGAAGUCGUAAUCGUAAAUAUCUUCCCCGCAUCCCCUAGCGAGACGUUCAAGUUCGACCACUUCUUCGACUACCUCGACUCGCGUCAGCGGCUGGGCGUCAUGGGAGUGGAUUCAGAUCAGAUCAGGGACUUCUACAUAUUCCCCUUGGGCAGCGGCGAUGAGUUGCCGCCGGCGCUACAGACCACGGUACGCGUGCCUUUUUACGAGGACGCCCAAAGACCCAACACACUGCUGGGUAUCAUUGUGCGUUGUCUGAGCAAGCGACCUGUAGAGACCCAGUCUACGCCUCCAUCAGUGCCUUCUCCGGUUCCCUCAUCAAGCAAUAAGAUGGCAAAGAAAUCUCGCAGCACAACCUUGUUUACGCCGCAAGGCAGUCCCAAACGCAAGGCGAGCACCCACUCCACCAGCUCCAAAGAAGAUGAGUUCGAUAUUGAUGCCAUUAUCAAGGCGCCAAUCACAAAGCUGCAGAAGACGGUACCGAAAGCUGUGCCCCUGCCUCCGAUGCAAAAUGAUGCCGAUGAACCCUACUCGCCUGGGGGCUCCGACGAAGAGUUGGUGCCGGCUGCUCCAAGAAUCGCAAACGAUAUUGAGCGGCAGGUAAACGAAAUUAACAAACAAAUUGCCGCGCAACAGAUGGAAAUUGCCGGCCUGCUUAAAGUAGAGCCUUCUGGAUCUGCGUCCUCAUCGAAUGUACUAGCUGGCAUAUCUAUUCCACCAAAUCUUUCAAGAAUCCUGGCAAGCAUCAAGGACAAGUCGGAUCCAUCGGCCAAUGCCGUCGACGGCGAUGAGGAAUACAAUCCCGAGGACGCCAUCACUACGACCAGUUCGUUUGCAUCGAAGCCCAAGAGCAAAAGUCGGUUGGCGCAUCUAAGUGAAGCUGAGCUUCUUAGCAUGGUGCCGGACAAUAUGGCAGGUGUGAUACCUAGCUCGUUAAAGACCCGCCACCAGCAGCAUCCACCGCCGCUUCCGCCACCGCCACCUCCUCCGGGUGUCUAGGGAAUCCCACCUGAAGUAGGCCUUCAACCCGCGCGCUAAUCCUUUUAUCGUUAUUAGUUUCUGAAUGAAAUUCACGACUUUUGAUUUGAAAUUGUCUCUCGCCCCUCCCCCCUCAUUGUGUACAUUCUCAUCCAGCGAUUUCAAUACCAUCUAUGUAUUAUAUAACUGGCCAAUCGGAACUAUUUGGUUUUCACCCCCAACCACACCGCCCCGCACUUUAACAGGAUCCCCCAUCGCAUUGCAAUGCAAAUUAUGAAUCGGUUUUCACAUUAUACUCUAACAACUCCUGUACAUUUCCUCGAAAAUAAAAAGUGCUACGUAACAUUUGUUUUAGAGAUACGAUAA